Molecule: messenger RNA, 1006 nt
Organism: Gossypium raimondii (Peruvian cotton)
Lineage: Eukaryota; Viridiplantae; Streptophyta; Magnoliopsida; Malvales; Malvaceae
Product: stem-specific protein TSJT1
Exons: 4
Coding region: 93-860 (255 amino acids)
Source: RefSeq, a predicted model, not a curated record
UCAAUAUCUCAUCUUCAUCUUCAUUUCAAACUACCUGCUUUUAGCUCUCCUUUUGAAUCAAUCUCCAUUUUUGGUUUUCGUAAAGUGAAAGGAUGUUAGGCAUUUUCAAGAAAGAAUUAAUGAAUCCUCCAAAGGAGCUGCAUAGCCCAGCUUCACUCACUUCAUCAAACAAGCCCAAGCUUCCCAAUCAAAUCAUCAACCAUUUCCUUUCUUCAAAUCCCAACAAUGCUGUCUCAAUGGGGUUCGGAUCCUCAGCUUGCUUUGCUUAUGCUCCCACAGAGAAUCGUUUCCCCAGUCAUCAAAGGUUGUUUUGUGGAGUGGAUGAAAUAUACUGCAUAUUCUUGGGGGAUUUGAAUAAUUUGAGCAGCCUGCUAAAGCAGUAUGGGCUGUCAAAGGGCACCAAUGAAGCCAUGUUUAUCAUCGAAGCAUAUCGGACCCUCCGAGACCGUGGUCCGUACCCGGCUGACCAGGUCCUUAAGGAUCUUGAAGGCAGCUAUGGAUUUGUGGUGUAUGAUAGCAAAGCUGGAAGUGUAUUUGCUGCAUUGGGUGCAGAUGAAAGGGUUAAUCUCUAUUGGGGUGUAGCAGCUGAUGGAUCAGUAGUUGUUUCAGAUAACUUGAAGCUUAUAAAAGAAAGCUGUGCUAAAUCAUUUGCACCAUUUCCACCAGGGUGUAUGUUCCACAGUGAGCAAGGAUUGAUGAGUUUUGAGCAUCCGAGGAGCAAAAUGAAGGCAAUGCCAAGAAUUGACAGUGAAGGGGUGAUGUGUGGUGCCAAUUUCAUGGCCGAUGCUCAGUCGAGAACAAGUAGGAUGCCCCGAGUUGGUAGCGAAGCCAAUUGGGCACUGCGAGGCUCCAAAGCUUGAAUAAUUCAAUACUAAAUGACCCACAUUUUAUUAUUUGUGUUUUUUUUUUUUUGGGGGGGGGUGUUUAUUUCCUCGUUUAUGAAAUUGUAAAAUGCCUUGUAAAAGGCAUGUUUGAUAAAUAAAAUGAAAAAAAAUUAGAAAAGAAA